UCAAAACAAAUUAGUUACAUAUGUAUGUAUAUGUAUGUACAUAUGUAUAUUCUGUGAUCAUCUAUUUUCCUAGUCUUUUUAAUUCUGUAAACAAUAUUGGAUAAAGAAAUCUGUUAAAGACAACAGAGAGUUUUGCACAAUGGAAGCAAACAGUGAGGCUAACAGCAGCAAUGCAACCGAUCCAAGUACCAGCAACUUGAAUCCUCAACCCAAUCCUGGUGGAAACAUCAGCGCACACGAAGUCUCUUCAGAUACACAGCCCAGCAUAUCAGUUGAUUCAGCUGCCAGAGGCAAUAAUAAUAAUACAAGAAAUAGAAGACCUAAACAACAACAACAACCACUUGCAGAGCAAAACGAUCCGCCGUCGCCUGAUGCUCACUCAAAUAAAAAUCAAGAUUCCAAUUUAACCGAAAAAGGAGUUGUGCGUUAUGGAAAGUGCAAGUGGUUUAAUGUUGCCAAAGGAUGGGGCUUCAUAACACCACAUGAUGGGGGGCAAGAGGUGUUCGUACAUCAGGGCGUCAUACAAAUGUCUGGCUUUCGCUCACUCGCCGAACAAGAAGAAGUCGAAUUUGUUUGCCGACAGACUGAACGUGGUAUGGAGGCAACCCAGGUGUGCGGUAGGAAAGGACAUGAUUGUGUAGGCAGUAGUUUUCGACCGUUUUGGAAGAAGAAACGACGCCCACGUUGCUAUAAUUGCGGUAAAUUUAACCACAUAGCGGCAAGUUGUCCGAGCCCACCGCAACCCAGCCGAUGUCAUAUAUGCCAAUCCGAAGAGCAUUUAUUUGCUCAGUGUCCAAUGCGACGGGCAUCGAAAAAGAAUAACGAUGAGUCAGAAGAAAAGCCAAUGGAUGAUGAGAGCAAAAAGGACCAGGAGGGUGACGCAAACUCGUGAGAGUAUUAAAAGCAGGGUAGCUAUGGGUUUGCAAUAGUUGGGAAACAAUUUAGUCGUCGUUUCAUGGCUGAGAUUUUUAUUCGUCCCUGCUGCACUCCAAAGCCUCGUAUUUCAAGUAUUUUCGUUGUCGACUUAGCGAAGGAGUACUUAGUACAAAUAUGAAGGGUUAAAACCCAAUUUUUACAAUUACUUAUAUACAUACAAUACAUGCAUUUAACACUUUUACAGAAACAUCUAUAAUUAAUUAAUUUAAUUUAAAAGACAUAUUUCGUGCAUACAAGAAAACUCGUUCUGAGAUUCCUAUUAUAGAAUAGCGACACAAAACUUACCAAAUCGCUAUUGCGCCUAAAACUAUUGAGUGUUGCGGCAUGCUUUUGAGCUUAGCAGUUUUCACUUUUGUGGGCGUUAGCAGCAUAGUGCUUAAGCUUAAGUUUGUUCAAGUAGCGGUAACUUUAAAGAACUUUUAAAUAUAAUUAUUUAUAAAAUUUUUAUUUUAACAUAUAUACGUAUACAUAUAUAUUGUAUAUACUCGUAUGUAAACAAUCAAGCACUUGCAUGCGAGUCUACGUCAAUGUACAAAUACAAAUGCCAUUUUUUGAGUACUUAGUUUUAAAUAUUAUAUAAGAUUCACCAUAUAUCAACUACCUCCUUAAUAAACGAGUUGAACCUC
Ceratitis capitata (Mediterranean fruit fly) is the source of this 1562-nucleotide messenger RNA. RefSeq names its product protein lin-28 homolog (gene lin-28). The transcript has 4 exons. Bases 140 to 892 code for a protein of 250 amino acids. Gene Ontology annotation, molecular function: nucleic acid binding; zinc ion binding. The record is from RefSeq and is a predicted model, not a curated record. Lineage: Eukaryota; Metazoa; Arthropoda; Insecta; Diptera; Tephritidae.